Molecule: messenger RNA, 1595 nt
Organism: Pseudo-nitzschia multistriata
Lineage: Eukaryota; Bacillariophyta; Bacillariophyceae; Bacillariales; Bacillariaceae
Source: the annotation of a GenBank genome assembly
CCACAAUCAGUGYUGGGUUCCGAUGACAAGGAGUGCAAUUGUUUGCAUGGAAACCAGAUGUCGAUCGUUUUCAGAUUUAAUAAGCUCGGCCGCGGAACACACUCGAAUCCAAAUAACUUAUGCCUUGCCCGAACGGCAUAAGGUCGRUUAUGAAUCAUUCGAAAAUUUGACUUUAUGAGCCAGRAUCAGAAUCGAAAAUCGAAAAYYUCCAUCAACAGCUGCCCGAUUGUGGAAGAGCAUAUCUUUAGAAAGCGAUAUGUAACAUUUUAUGUUCUCAAGAUAAAAUGCCAGGCUGCCGAGCCAUACCUCUGGGUACCAGCUAAGAACUCAGGACUGCCUUGGCAUACAGAGAACUUUCACUAUUGAUUCGUCAGGAAGUUGYUGAUUCUCUAACAGCCCCUGCAUUUCUACACCAACACGUCUGAGUCCCAUUAYGAGUACGUACGUACUAUACUGCUGGGUUGCUUCACAUAAUUCGCAGGGAACAUGAGGAAGACGGGACAGAGGCACGAUUCUCAUUUUCUUGAAGUUUCACUACGACACUUUCGCUACACAACAGCAAUGCUGUCGUGCUGCCGGUGGAUUGGGUUCGGUGCUUUCCACAGUGUCGCGUUCCUGUUUCGUUGACGCCGUUUCAAGACUGACUUCCAGUGACGACUGCGGAAAACGCGAACAAAAGAGCCGUUGGGUGGAAUGUUUGCUCUCGUGCUCGUACGAGGCGAGUUCUGAUUGGAUCGAUCGCCUUGUGAACUCCAGAGUCGAUCUCGUUCGCGCCAUCAUCUGGUGUUCCCGAUGAAAUACAACAGUGAUGAUUCGCUUUCAAGCAAAAUCGGGAGCAGCCGGAGACAAAAUCUACCCGAGCCGUCUCCAGAGAAUAUCCCAAAAGUGCUCUUAGUAUUCACGGUACGAGUUGCGUACGGGAGCACGAGAAUAAUUCGACGUGGUCGCCACUUCUCCAAACGCCAAAGCUGUAGCGCCUUCUUUCCAGAGUUUGCAAAGAGUUCCAAKGCGUCUCGACACCGAAGAAACGAAAAGACGGAACCAACGUCCGCGGCAUGGACGGGGAUGCUGCGGUUUUUUCCUAGUGAUUGGACGUGAAUUCGCGUCUCGGGUGUUUGUCUCUGCGACUUCUGAUGCCUGAAACAUACCAUCGGGCAUCGACGAUGUGCAAUAGAAUCGAAAGGACUAGGGUAUAUUCGCAAGUUGUUGAAAAAAAGCGAUCGCUUUUGGUCGAACUGGAUUGAUUCUCUGCGUUGGCUGCGCAGGGAUACACAACAGCACUCGCAGCCGCGAUAAUCGUCCAACUAUGCGUCGUCACUAAGAAAUUCCUUGUGGUGUCCCUUGCUACUUUGGUUCGACGGAUCAUAAUGAACAACGAGCUACAAUUACUAGAAUUACUACGAUUCACUCGGAGUUGAAACCAUGACAAGACCUGUUUUACUUGGAGGCCGCACCACUGUUCAAUUCUUGUAGCAACUUGCAUUUUCGUUUUACAAAAGCACUAGACUUUUUUAAUUUGUUGUUUAGGAGAGGAGUCCGACAACAGCUACCAGUAGUGCCAACACGUCAUAGAAGUCUCGCAAAUUUACAACUAG